Molecule: messenger RNA, 1872 nt
Organism: Metopolophium dirhodum (rose-grain aphid)
Lineage: Eukaryota; Metazoa; Arthropoda; Insecta; Hemiptera; Aphididae
Gene: Nf-YB
Exons: 5
Coding region: 264-863 (199 amino acids)
Biological process (GO): regulation of transcription by RNA polymerase II
Cellular component (GO): nucleus; CCAAT-binding factor complex
Molecular function (GO): RNA polymerase II cis-regulatory region sequence-specific DNA binding; DNA-binding transcription activator activity, RNA polymerase II-specific; protein heterodimerization activity
Source: RefSeq, a predicted model, not a curated record
UAAUUGUGAUAACAACAACAACAAUAACUAUUAACUCUUUUGAUUGACUGAUUAAUAGUUCGUAUUUACUAUUUUCCGACUUGGGUAUUUACGUCGUGCACCGCAGAGUCGCAGAGUCUAGUUAGAUAUUCGCGACGAGUAUUCCAAUUGUUUUAUCUGUUGAGCACGUCGUACUUGGAACAUUGCUGUUAGGUGCGUAGUAGGUAUUUUUUUAUCGACCAGUGAAUUUCGUAGUAGCCGUCCAAUCUUGACUCGAUCUAACGAUGAACAGCAGCGACAGUGAUGAUCUGACCGAAGAAUUUUUAACAGACGACCAUCAAAAUUUCUUAUCCCAAGGACAAGAUACACAAGAUGGCGUGGAAAUGGUAACAUUGGACAAUACAGAUGACUCAUCAAAUCAAGGAGAAGUGUAUGAACUUAAAUUUGGCAAACCACUUCGAGAACAAGACAGAUUCCUUCCUAUUGCAAAUAUUGCAAAAAUUAUGAAAAAAUCUAUACCAGAUGGUGGAAAGAUUGCAAAAGAUGCUCGAGAAUGUGUACAAGAAUGUGUUUCGGAAUUUAUAAGUUUCAUAACCAGUGAAGCUAGUGACAGAUGUUUCCAAGAAAAACGUAAAACUAUUAACGGAGAAGAUAUUCUUUAUGCAAUGUCUAAUUUAGGUUUUGACAAUUACGUAGAACCCUUAAAGCUGUAUUUGCAAAAAUAUAGAGAGGCCACAAAGGGAGACAAAUCAAUUGGAAUUGAAGAACUGUCGGAUGAUGUGUUUUCCAACGACACAAAUUAUACAAAAAUAUUUGGGCAAAACAGUCAAAGUGAAUCUGUCAUUUACUAUCAAGAUCCAAUUCAACAAUUCCACAUAGUAUAGUUUAAUUUUUUUUUAUUAUUAUUAUUACUUUGUCAUUAGACUGUAACCAUACAUAUUGCAAAUAAGGUAUUGCACUAAUUGUAGAUUUUAUAUAUUAAGAUAUAUUUUGUAAAGUAUAUUUUAUAUACUAUAUAUUGUACUAUAAAAAUAUUGAUCUACACUUAGAUUUUUUUUGUAUUCCUGAUUGGAAAAUCCAAUACCAGAUAACUUAAGCAAAUUCAUUAUCGGUACUAUAAGAUUCUCUAAAUAUAUAAUAUAAUAUGUGCAUUGUACAUAGAUUUUGAAGGUAAAACUGUUUAUUUUAGUGACCAUCAAUGGACAUUAUCAUAAUACGAACUUAAAUAAUUAUUAUAUUUGUAUUUCUUGUUGUUCAGUUGUUGCCAUUUUCCAUUUUAUUUGUAUCUACUUUAAUAUUUUUUUCUGUAAAUACAACUGUUCAUUUAUUAAUAUAAUAUAUUUUCUUAAGAACGAAACAAAUGCUACCUAAACUUUAAAAUCUAUCAUAGUCAAAUGGAUUUAUUAUUAUUAACAUUUAUUAUUCUUAUUAUUCGUUUAUCUAGAAAUGUUGGGUGAAAUCAUUUUUAUUGAUAUCUCAAAAAAUCCAUCAAGAUUAAAAUUUGAUAAUAAUUAUAAUUAAUAGCUAAUUACUACUAUCAUUCAACUUUAUCUAAAUUUAUAAAUCGAAUAAUUUUUUUAUUAUAAUAUUCUAAAAAUGGUAAUUAAAAUACCUUUGAUACAUGGAGAAAUAAUUUGAACUGAAGUUGCACUAUUUAUCAUAUCAUUUUAAAAUGUGUGUUAGUCCAAAAAAAUUACUUUUUAUGUUAGUAGCAUCAUACAUUUUAAAGUACAGACUUUGUCCAAUAUUUGAGUAAACAUAUGAUGAAAAUAUGAGGCACUUUGCCGCAGAACAGAUUAUCCCGAAAUUCAUUAUUUUAAGAACAAGCAUAUAUAAUAUUGUACAUAUUUUUAAUAACUAUUGAUAUGAAAUAAAAUUAAGUGGCUAAACAUA